AUGAUCGAAGGAUUAUUACUGCUAUCAGGUAUGGGAGCUCCGACGCGAAAAUUCUUUGCGACCAACGAAAUUGUUGACGUGACUUAUAGAAUAUCCACCAAAUAUGGGCCACACGACGGGUCUGGGUUUCGAAGAUCGAAUGUGCUGGAUGACGGUCGGCACGGUGAGUUAGACACUCAGUGGCUAGGAUACCUUACUAGUGCUGACAUUUCCACCGAGGCCGUCAGGCUGGGUUACCUCCUGGGCCUUGAGCAGCUGGUCAUGCAGCCAGAUGAUAUUGAGGAGAGAUUUGUCGACGAUCGAGGUAGAGGGAAGAUUGUAUGGUCUUAUUGCUUCCUCCUCGAUCGACAAAUAUCCAUUCGCGUUGGAAAACCAUUCUGGCAUCGAAGUCCUGGGAUGACGAUUCAGCACCUGCACUUUGAUCCGGCCGAUGACUUCCCUCAGAUGCGCGAGAUCGAGGGCCUUCAAGACGACUACGCCGCAUACUUGCAGUGUCUCAUGCAUAUAACGCAGAUACUGAGUAAUGCGCACGACCUGUUAUACCCCUCGAAAAGCCACUCGCUGGCCAUCGCGAAGGCCGAGCACUACUACAAGCACAUUGACGAAUUUACCGAAGCGCUAUCCGCAGUCCGGAACAGAUGGCAAAAGAAGCCAUGGAGGACCUAUCCGAUCAAUGAAUGCGUCUGGAUAUCGUUCCUGCCCUCACAGCACCAUCUGCGCCUGUAUAUCUAUUCAUUCUCCUUGCAGGCGCAUAUGCAACGGGCAGAAAGCUGUAACGAUGGUCGCCGGCCACUAGUCUACUUUCCCACAGGUCUGAUGGGCAGCGUUGACGCUCGUUUCAUCAUUGAGGCAAUGAAUGCAGCGGCCGAUGUGCUUCGCCUGGCCAUAGGCAGGUUUCAGCCUUCCGGGUCUUUAGCAUACCUUCCGUUGAGGUUCUUCCUCUUCUUCAGUCACGCAGGCGUAUUCCUACUCAAGGCAGCAGUGAUUGUCCCACUACCACCAUCGCAGAAAAGGGCGAUCCUUCACCUAAUCCGCGCCCUCAUCAGUUGUAUGUCGAUGGCCUCAUCGGACCCCAGACAUCCCGCCGUGCGCAAUUCAUCUGCCCUCGAUGGACUCCUGAGACGCAUAUAUCGCGAUCAUGACAUCCAGACGCCCGCCGUUACCUAUUCGCCCUCGACUGGCGUGAAUCGCUCCGGCCCGAGCGCCAACUCGACGGACCCUGCUGUUGCCUCCAGGUCUCGCCCGAGCGAUACCGACCUGCCGACCUUCCUUGGGAGCCACGAGUCUCCCUUUGUCGCGGAGCGGCCGUUACAGCAGCUCGCAGCGGACAUUGACGCCGUAUUCGGGGUUGAACAGGGUCACCCCGACAUCACUGUACCGCUGGCCGCCGAAAAUACUAGUAAUGAUCUCCCUACGAUCGCGCCUGCAUCUGACAUAUUUGCUUCACUCUUCAAUUACGACGACCGGGACUUUUGGGACGGAUUCACUCCAAUGGCUUUUGACUGA
Messenger RNA from Exophiala xenobiotica, 1506 nucleotides. RefSeq lists its product as uncharacterized. The record is from RefSeq and is a predicted model, not a curated record. Bases 1 to 1506 code for a protein of 501 amino acids. Gene Ontology annotation, biological process: DNA-templated transcription. The transcript is spliced from 7 exons. Gene Ontology annotation, cellular component: nucleus. NCBI's taxonomy places the organism in Eukaryota, Fungi, Ascomycota, Eurotiomycetes, Chaetothyriales, Herpotrichiellaceae. Gene Ontology annotation, molecular function: zinc ion binding; DNA-binding transcription factor activity, RNA polymerase II-specific; DNA binding.